Molecule: messenger RNA, 993 nt
Organism: Triticum aestivum (bread wheat)
Lineage: Eukaryota; Viridiplantae; Streptophyta; Magnoliopsida; Poales; Poaceae
Product: glutathione S-transferase U19
Exons: 3
Coding region: 1-993 (330 amino acids)
Biological process (GO): glutathione metabolic process
Cellular component (GO): cytoplasm
Molecular function (GO): glutathione transferase activity
Source: RefSeq, a predicted model, not a curated record
AUGACCAUGAUGGUGGCGCGAGAUGGCGUUAAAUGGCUUAGCGGUCUGGGUCGCUGCGAUUUCAUGGGAACGGCUCAUUUCAGCAGGCCGAGACAGUGGCCCAGGAAAAUGUCAAUCCAAUGUUGCUCCGAUAGACCAACUCGCCAAGGAAACCUAUCUUCGUUCUAUCCCCAUUCCCUUGUCUCCCUCCCAUCCGAAAAGCUUGCAACGAGGGCACUCUGGACCACGAUGUCGUCUCAGCCAGUUCCAACUCCCACUCCAUCACCAACAGAUAAUGGCAAAACACGUACCUCCAUGGCCGACAACAUGGUCCCCGGAGAGAGCGAGGUGGUGUUCGUCGACUUCUGGGCCAACCUGUUUGGCAUGCGGGUUCUGAUAGCCCUGCGCGAGUUAGGCAUGUCGUUCGAGUACAUCGAGGAGGACCUCAGCAUCCGCAAGAAGAGUGACCUGGUGCUGCGCAUGAACCCGGUGUACCGGAUGGUGCCCAUCCUCAUCCACCGUGGCCAUCCCAUCUGCAACUCCAUCAACAUCCUUGAGUACAUCGACGAGGUCUGGGGUCACCGUCACGCCGAAGCAGGUGGAACACAGUUGCUCCCUGCCGACCCGCUGGAGAGGGCUUCCGCCCGGUUCUGGGCCGAUUUCGUUGACCACAAGGUGUUCAACACGGAGAUGAGGCUGUUCAAGAGCAAAGGCGAUGAUGAGAAAGAAGCCGCAAAGGGGGAGCUAAUCCGCCAACUCAGGCAACUCGAGGGGGCGCUUGGAGACAAGAACUUCUUCUCCGGCGAUGAGUUCGGAUUUCUGGACAUUGUCGUCAUCCCGUUAUCGAGCAUGUUUCGAGCGUAUGAACAACAAGGAACGUUUGAUCUUGAGGUGGAGUGUCCCAAGCUGAUGCGGUGGGAGAAGCGGUGCAAGGAGAGGGAGAGCGUCAGGAGUACUCUUCCAGAUGAGGAGGAGGUGUACAGGAUGCACAAGAAGUGGUACGGCAUAGAGUGA